Messenger RNA from Protopolystoma xenopodis, 920 nucleotides. The record is from the annotation of a GenBank genome assembly. NCBI's taxonomy places the organism in Eukaryota, Metazoa, Platyhelminthes, Monogenea, Polystomatidea, Polystomatidae.
GGCCAGUUUGCUUUGCUCUCUUCUACGUGUUCACGAUUAUGUUCCUUCUCCUUCUAUCUUCACUUCUCCUAAUUUCAUCCUCUCUUUCCUUUAAAGAGGAGGAGGAUGCUCCAUGGUGCGGCCAUUGUAAGGCUCUCGCACCUGAAUACUCAAAGGCAGCCUUAACGCUUAAGGAAAGUGGAUCCCCUAUCAAGCUUGCUAAAGUUGAUGCGACCGUCGAGACUGAACUUGGAAAGCGAUACGAGAUCCAGGGUUUUCCAACACUCAAAUUUUUCAGAAAUCACCUUUCUAUUGAUUAUAACGGAGGCAGAGAUGCUGCUGGCAUAGUGCAGUGGCUUGUAAAAAAGACCGGUCCCCCUCUCACCGUCCUGGAAACUUCUGAUGCAGCCUCGUCAUUCGUAGAUCAAAGUAAUGUUGUCCUGGUAGCCUUCUUCAAAGAUAUCAACUCAGAUAGUGUAAAAAGAAUAGAGGAGAUUGCAAGACAUUUUGACGAUCAUCUAUUUGGAAUUGCUCACACCAAUGAAAUCCGCGAUAAGCUUUCCGCCAACGAGGACAGCCUUGUCCUUUUCAAGAAGUUCGAUGAACGCCGUGUUGAAUAUAAUGGCGAUUUUUCCAUGGACUCUCUUAAAUACUUUAUAUCCUCCAAUGAACUUCCUUUGGUUGUUGAGUUCAACCCAGAAAUUUCUGCUAAAGUUUUCGGCAGCGAUGUUAAAACACAUUUAGUUGUUUUUUUGUCUGCUACUGCCGGAGAUUCUGCUAACCGCCUUGCAACUCUAGCGGAUGUAGCACGACUAUUCAAAGGGCAGAUACACGUCGUUUAUGUCAACACGGAUGUAGCUGAUCAUUUGCGCAUACUUGAGUUUUUCGGCCUUACCAAAGAACAUGUCCCGGCAUAUCGUCUCAUCAAUCUCAAAGAUGAU